CGACAUGUGGCUGUGGUGGAGAGUCAGAGAAACUGUCUAAUUCUUUGUUCUGUUUCAUGGAAAUGAUCUCUGGAGGACUUCUGCUCAUUUUAGUGAUGACGUCAUCUGCUGACCAGGAAGUCAAGCAGAACCUGAUCUCCACUGUGGGGGGAGAGGUCACCAUACCUGUGCCUGUCAAGAGUCGUGGAUUUCUUUUGAAAAAAGGACGUGUUAUCGCUACAGUGAUAGGUAGUGUGUUUGAGAUAGAAAAGGAUGAUUUCCUGAACCGAACUUCCUGGGACCGAGCCACUGGCCUGUUCACUUUAAGAAGACUGCAGAGCAACGAUUCAGGGGAUUAUGCUGUUAAUGUUAUCGUGACUCUUGUAUCAUUCAACCUGAGUGUUUAUGACGCCGUCCUGGAGCCCGGUGUCACCGUAGUGUCUGUGAGCAGCGAGCGCUGCACCCUGCUGUGUGCUGUGGACCAACUGAGUGGAGGGACUCUCUCCUGGUAUCAAGGAGAGGUCCUGGUGGACCAGAGCAGCACCCAGCGCUCUCUCCCUCUGACCGUGGACAGGCUGGGUCUCCGGUCCUCCUACCGCUGUGUGUCUGCCAACCCUGCUGGGAACCUCACCCGGUCAGUCGACGCUAAUACGUCCUGCACAGUACAGCAGCGCACUGGUGAUGAAGAUGAAGGGAAGCAUAUCAGGCUGAACCAGAUUGUGAUUCCCAUCGUCUCUGUUAUGGUCCUCCUAUCCAUUUGUGCCAUCGUAAUAUUUUUUGUGAAGAGGAGGAAGAAAGGCACACAUCUCCAAGCUUCAAUCCUAUCGGUCCAAGACGUAACACCAAAGGAGGAGGCUGUUCGGGACAACACGUUGUACGAUCUGCUGCAGGCUCCCCGCAUCGUUAAUCCGACCGCUGCAGCGCGCACCUGAAGCUCACGAGAAGGAGCUUAACAAGGCCGCUACAACACGCCCCUCAGAUGCAACCCGCUGCAGGUUCAUCGCAUCGGGGUGCAACCCGCUGCGGUCGCACCCCGACCGCCACAGAGCGCGCUUGAAGCAAACAAGAACCAAAAGGACUUAAACGGCUCAUGUUGUAUCUUAAUUUAUGUUGUUUUUUUAUCGAAAGUUUUUAUUAUUAUUAUUAUUUUUCAUAAUUUUUUAUUAUGCGCUUUGUUAAAGAAAUGCAUUUGUCCAUGGAGUCAGAGUUCUUUGGAAGAAAGGAGCAACCCUUUUUAGGUCAUACUGUAUUUCCUCCAUAAAGGGGGUCUCCCACGGUUGGAAGGUUCUCAUCCGUUAUCGCCAUCUGUUAUCGCCUUCCGUUAUCGCCAUUGUUUGCGCUGGCACACAAAAGAUUGUCCUAUCGCUGAGUAUAGAAACGUCUGGUUAGAGCUGUAUCAUUAACACCACCAUUAACAUCUUGUGAGUUUGGGCCUUUUAGGGCCUUUUGGCUCUUUAUUAAUAAACAUCCUCCAAUAAUCUUGGUUGGAAGGUAAAUUAUCAAUCACA
This is a messenger RNA of Gadus morhua (Atlantic cod), 1487 nucleotides long. RefSeq lists its product as uncharacterized. The transcript is spliced from 7 exons. Lineage: Eukaryota; Metazoa; Chordata; Actinopteri; Gadiformes; Gadidae. The coding region runs from base 57 to 911 and encodes 284 amino acids. The record is from RefSeq and is a predicted model, not a curated record.